AUGCGAAUCUUGCAAGCCAUUGGUAUUUCUUCAGCCUGGGCUAUUGGAGCAGGGUCUGUCGCCGAUAUUUAUGAAGUUCACGAAAGAGGCAAUGCAUUGGGUAUUUAUUUUACCGGACAAUUCGCCGGGCCUUUAUUUGGACCUAUUUUUGGAGGCUAUUUAGUUGAAAGAUGGGGAUGGAGAUCUGUAUUUUGGUUAUUGUUUGUGUUUGGAUGUAUUCUUUUACUGUUGGUGUUUUUCGCAAUGGAAGAAACAUACCGCGAAGAAUCCGUGUGGGGUAAAGAUGGUACGGAGGAGACGAAUAUCAAUGAAAAGCAGGAAACGGAUUCGACUAUUGUUGAAACCAAACGCAUGAAUCCAUUGGCCUCUUUAGCCUUAUUACGACACCCAUUUGUAUUGGUCUUUUCGAUGGCAACUGGAUUUGCGUUUGGUGGUAUGUUUGCCAUUGAGAAUAUGCUGCCUUCUUUAUACACAAACGUUUACGGAUUGUCUUCCGGUUUGGUGGGACUUACGUUUAUUUCACCUGGAUUAGGUGAAGUCAUCGGUUCCUUGAUCUCUGGUAAAUUAUCUGAUAUAUUUUUGAACCGUGCACGAGCAAAACGUGAUGGCGUUGCUUUACCCGAAGAUAGAUUAGCACCCAAUGUGUGGCCUGCUGCCUUUAUCUUGAACCCACUUUCAUUCUUUUUAUGGGGUUGGCCUAUUCAAUUUGGAUGGAGUAUUUGGGUAUCCAUUAUCAUGUUUGGUGUACAAUGUUUUGCCAUGGUUCAGGUGUUUAACCCUGCCAUGUCUUAUUUAGUUGAUGCUGUAGCUGAACGCGGAGCUAGUGUCACUGCAGCUGCAAAUCUCGUAAGAAUGAUUUGGUCCUGUGUUCUUAGUUUAAUUGCAAAUCCAAUGACAGAAGCAGUGGGACCAGGUUGGGUAACAUUCUUUUUUGGCAUGCUUAAUUUUGUUUGGGCAUUUUUAUUAUUAUUGAUGAAACUGAAGGGACCGAAAAUCCGUGCGUACUCUGGAUAUUAA
Molecule: messenger RNA, 1017 nt
Organism: Mucor mucedo
Lineage: Eukaryota; Fungi; Mucoromycota; Mucoromycetes; Mucorales; Mucoraceae
Product: major facilitator superfamily domain-containing protein
Exons: 3
Coding region: 1-1017 (338 amino acids)
Biological process (GO): transmembrane transport
Molecular function (GO): transmembrane transporter activity
Source: RefSeq, a predicted model, not a curated record